This is a messenger RNA of Leishmania mexicana MHOM/GT/2001/U1103, 825 nucleotides long. RefSeq names its product putative amino acid transporter. The record is from RefSeq and is a predicted model, not a curated record. NCBI's taxonomy places the organism in Eukaryota, Euglenozoa, Kinetoplastea, Trypanosomatida, Trypanosomatidae. Gene Ontology annotation, molecular function: amino acid transmembrane transporter activity. The transcript has a single exon. Bases 1 to 825 code for a protein of 274 amino acids. Gene Ontology annotation, biological process: amino acid transmembrane transport.
AUGCUGUGGGUGGCCGUGAUCCUGCCGAUGUGCCUGCCGAAGGAAAUUAACUCGCUGCGCAUCGUCUCCACAGUGGCCAUCCUCUUCGUCGUCUUCUUCACCGUCACCUGCGUCAUUCACUCUUCUCGGAGCCUGCAUGCACGUGGCAUGCGAGACGACCUGGUGACUUUCCAAACCGGCAACACGGCUAUCAACGGCUUGUCGGGCCUCAUGUUUGCCUUCAUUGCGCAGGUGAACGCGCCGGAGAUCUCUCGUGAGAUGUACAAGUUUUCUGUACACCGGGUCUUCUUGUCGGCGCUGCUCGGCAUGUCGCUCUGCGCGAAUCUGUACUUCCUGACAGGUCUCUUCGGCUACCUCGACUUUGGUCCUGAGGUGAGUGACUCCAUCCUGGCCAUGUACAACCCCCUGAAGGACCAUCUUAUGGCCGUCUCGUACAUUGGCAUGAUGCUCAAAAUUUGCGUAGGCUUCGCUCUGCACCUGAUCCCGUGCCGCGACUGCGUGUACUACAUGAUUGGCACCGAAGUAUCCCAAGUGCCAUGGUGGAAGAACGCCAUAUUGUGCUCCCUGCAAGCUGCUGCGGCUCUCGUCGCCGGCCUCUUCAUCCCGCGCAUCACCGUUGUCUUUGGUCUUCUGGGUGGCUUCUGCGGUGGCUUUGUCGGCUUCAUCUUCCCCUCGCUGUUCAUGAUGUACUCGGGUGGCUUCUCGACCGCCCGCGUCGGUUGGGGCCACUUCCUCGGCACCUACGCACUGCUGCUGACGGGGGUGGUUGCCGUCGUCUGGGGCACUAGCGCCGCCAUCCACGGCGCUGUCGUCUCUUCGUGGUAG